AUGCAGGAGGAGGACACAUAUGCCUCUCUUCAGUGGGAUCCCCCAACACCAAGUCCUUACCAGAAACAUCUGUCUUCUGUCAAAUAUUCAGGAGCAUGGUGUCUGGUGGUGGUGAUCUCAUGUAUUCUCUGCGUGGGCUCAGUAACAACCUCUGUUUUCUUGGGGAUCAAGUUGUUCCAGGUGUCCACUAUUGCAAUGAAGCAGCAAGAAAAACUCAUCCAUCAGGAUAGAGAACUGUCGAACUUCACACAAUGGAAGAGAAACCAUAACCUUCAGAUGAAAUGUUGCCAAACCUUGAGGCAAAAGUCUUUCAGUUCAGCCCAUAACUGCAACCCUUGUCCAAACAACUGGAUUCAGAAUGGAGGAAGUUGUUACCGUGUCUUUGAAAACUGGAAAUUUUGGCACACCAGUAAAGAGGACUGUUUGAAGGAGGGUUCUAAUCUUCUACAAAUAGACAGCAAAGAAGAAAUGGACUUUAUCACUGACAGCCUGAGUAAUGUCAAAAAAGGCUAUGAUUACUGGGUGGAGCUGUCUCAUGAUGGACUCAGCAGACCUUGGCUUUGGAAAGAUGGCUCCCCUCCUUCACCUUCCCUAUCGCCAGUACAGACACUCCAAUCAACUGGCCAGCUCUGUGGAUAUCUCAAGGACAAGUUCCUUUCUUCCACUAACUGCAGCAAUUGGAAAUAUUUUAUCUGUGAGAAGUAUGCUUUAAGAUCCUCUAUCUGAAAGAAAUUGUACCAGGAAAAUCUAUUAUGAUAGUUAUGUUGAACAGGACAUUGGAAAACCUGCCACAAAAUUCCAUAAAGCAGAUGCAGAAGUGAACCUAUGUGUGGGCUAUGAUACCACCUACCUGGGACUCAAAACCUAUCUCUAUACUUACACUUGGCAAUUUUCUUCAAUACUUUCCAGAACUUCAAUUGACAUUGUUUAAAUUGCCAAGAAUUAAACCGAUUUAUAGUUUCAGAGGACAAAAUCCUGAAAGGUUGAGAACAAACUGAAGAAAAAUAAUUUCUUUGUGCUU
Molecule: messenger RNA, 1021 nt
Organism: Enhydra lutris kenyoni (northern sea otter)
Lineage: Eukaryota; Metazoa; Chordata; Mammalia; Carnivora; Mustelidae
Product: C-type lectin domain containing 9A
Exons: 6
Coding region: 1-726 (241 amino acids)
Biological process (GO): receptor-mediated endocytosis
Cellular component (GO): cell surface; membrane
Source: RefSeq, a predicted model, not a curated record